GUUUAUAUGGUGGAUAACUAAGUCCCUGGGAAGCAAUUGAGGUUCACGGUUCUGAAGAGUUACAGCCAACGAUAAAAUAUCCAACCUUGUGAGCUCACCUCCUUUGCUGAGAAGAGAAGAAAGAAGUCAAUCCAGAAACUUCCAGGACUCCAGACCCAAGCCUAUGAGAAUCAAUCACCAUUGUAGAGACCAACAAGGAGUCAGAAUGAAAGCACUUGCAGUAUUGGGAAUUACAAUGAUUUUAGCCUGUACUGGCAUUUUCUACCCUUUCAUCUUGAGAGGCAAAGACUUCUUUUGGGGAAAGACUGAAAAAUCUCAUGUUAUCAGCAUUUUGGAAGAAAGUAAACUCAUGGUGGAUAAUGCUAUCUACAAUACAAUGGAAAGAAACCUGAAGAAAAGGGAAAUAAAUUCCCCGGCCCAGCUUCUGUCUUUUUCCAAACUCCCUGAGCCGACUAGCCGAGCUAUAUCCCGAGCAGCAGAGAUAAUGGAAACUUCAGUACAAAUGAUGAAAAGAAAAGUUUACCUGAAUCUUAAACAAUCGCAGCUCCCGACUGAUGCUUUAUCAGAAGAUCUACUGAAUACAAUUGCAAAUAUAUCUGGAUGCCUGCCUUACAUGUUACCACCAAAAUGUCCAAAUUCUUGCCUAGCAAGCAAAUACAGACUUAUCACAGGAGCUUGCAAUAACAGAGACCAUCCCAGGUGGGGAGCCUCCAACACAGCCCUGGCCAGAUGGCUUCCUCCAGUCUAUGAAGAUGGGAUCAGUCAGCCCAAAGGCUGGAACCAUAACUUCUUGUACAAUGGGUUUCCACUGCCCCUGGUACGGGAGGUGACAAGACAAGUGAUUCAAGUUUCAAAUGAGGCUGUUACAGAGGAUGACCAAUAUUCUGAUCUCCUGAUGGUGUGGGGACAAUAUAUUGAUCAUGACAUUGCAUUCACGCCUCAGAGCACCAGUAAAGCUGCAUUUUGGGGAGGAAUUGAUUGUCAGCUGACAUGUGAGAACCAAAACCCAUGUUUUCCCAUACAGCUCCCUCUCAACGAUUCGCUCACCACGGGCAUCGAGUGUUUGCCCUUUUACCGCUCUUCUGCCGCUUGCAGCACCGGGGACCAAGGAGCUGUCUUUGGAAACCUCUCCGAGUCAAAUCCGAGACAACAGAUGAACGGGUUGACCUCGUUCCUCGACGCGUCAACCGUCUACGGCAGCUCUCCUGCCUUGGAAAAGAAGUUGAGGAACUGGACCAGCGAGGAAGGGCUGCUCCGGGUCAACGGGCGCUACCGGGACGCCGGCCGCGCAUACCUGCCCUUCGCGCCUCGGCGGGAGCCCUCGCCCUGUGCGCAGGAGCCCGGCGCCGACGGCGCGGACCACGUCGAGUGCUUCUUGGCCGGGGACGGCCGUGCCAGCGAGGUCAUCUCCCUGACGGCCGUGCACACGCUGUGGCUGCGCGAGCACAACCGCCUGGCCGCUGCGCUCAAGGCUCUCAACGCGCACUGGAGCGCGGACACGGUCUACCAGGAGGCGCGCAAAAUCGUGGGCGCCCUGCAUCAGAUUGUUACUAUACGAGAUUACAUUCCAAAAAUCCUGGGCCCCAAGGCCUUCCAGCAGUAUGUGGGUCUCUAUGAAGGCUAUGAUUCCACUGUGAACCCGACAGUGUCCAAUGUGUUUUCCACGGCUGCAUUCCGCUUUGGGCACGCCACAGUUCAUCCCCAGGUCAGGCGGCUUGAUGCCAACUUCCAGGAGCAUCCAGAUCUCCCAAGGUUACAGCUCCACGACGUCUUCUUUAGUCCAUGGAGACUUAUCAAGGAAGGUGGUUUGGACCCACUGGUAAGGGGCCUUCUUGCAAGAUCAGCCAAAUUGCAAGUGCAGGAUCAACUGAUGAAUGAGGAACUGACAGAAAAACUCUUUGUGCUGUCGAAUUCAGGCACUUUGGAUUUGGCAUCAUUGAAUCUGCAGAGGGGCCGAGACCACGGCCUGCCAGGUUACAAUGAAUGGAGAGAAUUCUGUGGCUUGCCAAGACUGGAGACUCCAGCUGACUUAAGCACUGCCAUCUCCAACAGAAGUAUUGUUGAAAAGAUAAUGGACUUAUACAAGCAUCCUGAUAAUAUUGAUGUCUGGCUAGGUGGCUUAGCUGAAAACUUCCUUCCAAGGGCUCGAACAGGUCCCCUGUUUGCAUGUAUCAUUGGAAAACAAAUGAAGGCCCUGAGGGAAGGUGACAGGUUUUGGUGGGAAAACAACCACAUAUUUACCGAAGCUCAGAGGCAUGAACUGGCAAAGCACUCUUUAUCCCGGAUAAUCUGUGACAACACUGGCCUCAGCAGAGUGCCAGUUGACGCCUUUCAAGUUGGAAAAUUUCCCCAGAACUUUGAAUCAUGUGAAAACAUCCUAGGGAUGAACUUAGAAGUAUGGAGGGAAAUCUUUCAUCAAGAUGACAAGUGUGGUUUCCCGGAUAAAGUGGAUAAUGGGGACUUUGUGUACUGUGAUGAAUCUGGAAAACGUGUCUUGGUGUAUUCCUGUCAUCAUGGAUACGAGCUUCAAGGUCAAGAACAGAUCACUUGCACAGACAAAGGAUGGGAUUUCAAGCCACCGAUCUGUAAAGAUAUCAAUGAAUGCAAAGAUUUAAUGAACCCUCCAUGCCAUCGCUCUGCCGAAUGCAAGAACACCAAGGGCAGCUUCCAGUGUCUCUGUACAGACCCUUACAUAUUAGGAGAAGAUGAAAGAACCUGUGUGGAUUCUGGAAGACUCCCGAAAGCGUCUUUAGUCUCCAUUGUGCUGGGCGCCCUGCUCGUCAGCGGCCUGGCAACGCUGACCUGGACGGUGAUUUGCAGGUGGUAA
This is a messenger RNA of Choloepus didactylus (southern two-toed sloth), 2827 nucleotides long. It is a transcript of the gene TPO, whose product is annotated as thyroid peroxidase. Gene Ontology annotation, cellular component: membrane. Gene Ontology annotation, molecular function: heme binding; iodide peroxidase activity; calcium ion binding. NCBI's taxonomy places the organism in Eukaryota, Metazoa, Chordata, Mammalia, Pilosa, Megalonychidae. The record is from RefSeq and is a predicted model, not a curated record. The transcript has 16 exons. Bases 164 to 2827 code for a protein of 887 amino acids. Gene Ontology annotation, biological process: thyroid hormone generation; response to oxidative stress.